UGGUCUGAUGGGGAACUCCUCUGCCUCCUUCAUGGGUACGUUCCUGGCCAGCAGUCUGGGCUCACCCUCCCACCCCUCUCACCCCUCCCGGCCCCCCUCCUCACCCGCUUCACCCGGAUCCUUCCGAGGUGGGCCCCACUCCAGCGCCUCUCAGAUCUGGUUCCCUCACUCACACGAAGCCCCGGGGUAUCCUCGAUUCUCAGGGAGUCUCGCCCAUACCUUCCUUCCCAUGAGCCACUUGGAUCACCAUGCCAACAGCGGCGUCCUCUACGGGCAGCACCGUUUCUAUGACACCCAAAAAGAGAACUUCUAUCUAAGAAGCCUUCCGUCCCAGCCACCUCUCAUUUCAGCCAAUCACGGCCUUCCGCCCAUCUCCAGGGCGGGGCCGGGGCACCCUCAGGGCUCCUGCAGUCGGGACAUGGACCCAGGGGGCGGAGUCAGCCUACACAAGGGCCUGAAGGAGGCAUCCGUCGAGAGAGGGGUGGUGCCCAGUACCAAGGACAAGGAGAGGCCCAGCAGCAAACAGGAGGCCAAGGAGCGACAGCAGCACCACAGCCACCACCCCCAGCCCUCACAUCCACACCACCACCACCCACACCCUGGUCACACACAGCCCCACCCCCACCAGCAGCACCCCCAGUACCCCCAGCACCCGGUAUCCCUGGAGGAGGUCAAUAGCAGAGCCCUGGAGAGGCACAAGGCCGCCCUGGCCAUGGAGCACAAGGAGCACCAACAGGCCAUGGGUAUGGCCAGACCCCUCAGCGCCUGCCUGCUCAACGGAAAGAUGCAGAACGGGGGGGACUCUGGGACGGGUGGGGCCAAGGCUUCCAUGACUAGCUAUGGGGGGGAGGUGGUGAGGAGCAGGGGGGCUCAGACACAGGUCAGCCACAGACACAUGGGGGGUGGGGGGAACGUCCGCUGCACCAAGGAGGGGGUGAGCGGCGAGAUGAGGAUCAGCGAGCAGCCUUCGGACUGUCUGGAGGGGAGGGGCCAGAUGCUUCACCACGCCCUGCCCUACUCUGUGGCGCCGCCCCUGCAAAUGGGUUCAGCCGGUGGGGGAGGACACCCCCACCUCCACCACCACCCUCACCCCCAUCCGGGGGGGUUCCACUGCCUUCAGCUCCACCCCAGCCAUCCACAUCACUCCCACCACUCACACCCCCACACACACCACCACCCGGACUUCUUCUGCCCGCCUCCGCCUGCCCCUCUAACCAACCCCUCGCCGCACGAGAGGGGAGGGCCGUCCAGCGGGGGAGGGGGGCGAGACCCCAAAGUGACAGGGCCCACGUUCAUACCAUCUGUAGGGGGAGGACACCAGGGGGACAAGUCCAGCGGGCAACCCUUCCAGAUGGGCACCCCAACCGACUGCCAGGGGUUGGUGGGUGGGGGCAGCAGUGCCAAGGACAAGGCUAUGGAGAAGAGUGGGGGAGGGGGGCCCCCCAGUAACUGGCACAGGAAACAGCAACAACAGCAGCAUCCAGCAGCAUACAGAAAGGCUGAGAAGGCCCCGGACUGGAUGCAGCAGCAGAGUCACCACCACCAGCCCCAGCAGCCACAGCCCCAGCCCCAACAACCCCAGCCCCAGCAGCCUCAGCCCCAACAACCCCAGCCCCAGCAGCCUCAGCCCCAGCAGCAGCAGCCUCAACCCCAGCAGCACCAAGCCGUGCGUUCCCGCAGCGUCGAGUGCAUCAAUAGCGUGGGAGUGGACACCACCGAUGUGUUCCGGCCCUCUCUUCCCCAGGGAGCCAAGGCCGGACACUCCCUCCCCCACUCAGUCAACACCUCCCCCUACAGGGACUGCUCCCUCCCGGGCCCCCUGCCCAACGCCUCACCCCUGGGAGGUCGGGGAGGUGCAGGCGGUGGGAGCUGUUCCUUACAGAGAGAUGGUCAGAAGGUGGCCCGUAUCCGCCACCAGCAGCACGGCGGGCCUGCCCCGGAUGCCCCAGCAGCAGAGCUAAACCAGAGCAACAAACAGAACCAGGACCAGGACCUGAACAGGAAGCUGGAGAUGGAGAUGUCCCCGUACGGCUACAGCAACAGUGGGCAGGGGCAGCAGCAUCACCCCCAGCAGCCCCCGGUUCCCCCCUGGGCCAUGAGGCCUCACCAUGUCCACCCUGCAGAGGAGGAGCAGCAGCGUAAGGCCUACAUGGAGUCUCUCAGUGGGGGAGGCGGUGGUGGUGGCAGGCAACAGCCCCAGCAACAACCAGGGCAAGGUAUGGGCCUCCCUCCUCAUCCUUCUCCCCAGCCCCAGCCACCUCCACCCCCAGCCCCCUCUCAGCAGCAGCAGGACCCCCAAGUUGCCUCACAGGCCCAUGGGGAGAGCAGUGCCAUGAAGAGCCUUCUGAAGUACAGCACCCAGCAGCAGCCCCUGCUCCUCUCCCAGAAGAGUCCCUUCGGAGGCCUGGGGAGCCUCAAAUCCGGUGGCCCUGGUGGUCCUGGAGGUGGCAACCCCGGGGUUAGCUGCACCCUGCAAGGCAGCAAACAACAACAGGCCCUGCCCACCAGGAAGGGCCCGGCCAAUGACGGCGAGCGCUCUGACUGUGGGGGGCGUGGCCGGGAGGUGGGCGAGGCGGCGGGUCACGGCGAGGGAGAGGUGCGCCAGCCGCCUGUGGGCAUCGCAGUCGCCGUGGCGAGGCAGAGGGAGCCGUCUUGUCGCCCGGUGGACGCCCACCCCAACAGCCGGCAGGGGCGGGUACACCCCUCCAUGAAAGGACCUCCUCGCUCCAUGUACCCCUCAGACCCUGCAGGAGAGGAGGAGAGGAAGAGGAUAAGUGCAGAGCGGAUGGGUCUGACCUGCCUGGACCGAGACAGAGAGGCCUACAUCAGGGAUAAUAAGGAUCCAGUGGAAUUCACAAGGAUCCAUCCGUCCAACAGCUGUCACGGUGACAUCACCUCUCACCUCAUGGUGCCGGGUGGGACUUCUCUACAAUCUGGCCAAUUAGGAGACCCCUCUGCACACGCACACGCCCACUCGGCCCACCACCAUUGGAUGCCAAGCACUGGAAGCCCCUCCAUCUGGAUGACAAGCCACUCCUACGGAAUCGGCCACUCAGCCCUUCACCAGAACCUCACCCCAGGUUUCUCUGCAGCCAUGCCAGGGUCUCUACAGCCUGUGCUGCCUCUGCCCCAGGACCCGUCUACCCAGCUGGUGGUGCUACCCACAGAGCCUGCUGCCCACCCUGCCACACAUCACCUGGAUGUGAUGGAGCAGCCUGGGCUGUGGCCCCCUGUGUACGGAGCCCGAGGGCCCUCCUCCCACAUACACCCACAACACCCCGCUGUGUACUCCCGCUCGCAGUUUCUACGGCAACAGGAGCUGUACGCUCUCCAGCAGCAUCAACAGCAUCAUCAUCUGCAGCAUCAGCAUCAGCACCAACAGAGUCACCAGUCACACCCCCACCCCCCACCCCACCCCCAGCCCCAGCAGCACCACAGGACAGCACAGACCAUGGAGCUCCAACACAGACCCAACCACACCCAGGUGGAGAAGAGACCAGAGGAGCCUUCAGUGGAGCUGGAGGAGCUGCUCUCUGAGCCACCAGGUUCUAAACCUUCCAAACCCUACUCCUCCUACCACAACCCCUCCUCCAACAGAAACACCCCCACCCCCGGGGGCCUGCACUGCUCACCUAGCACCCCCUCCACCCCCUGCCCCGCCCCUAGCCCGGCAGCCACUGCCCCUCGCUCUCCGGCCAUCAGUCCCGCCCCCCCACAGGUGGCAAAAGGGGCGGAGUCCCAGGACAAGAGAGGAGAGGGGCAGCCCCCGCAGGAUUACCCACAAUCCCUGGAGCCUGACUUGCUUCCUGGAUACACCUACCCUGCCAUCGCCAUGGGUUACAGGAGCGGCCCAUCCCCCCACGAUGUCCGAUUGGCCGAGCCAGCCGACCUGGAGGCGGUCCAGGUGGAGCCUGCUGAGCAUGCUCCCCAGCCUCUCUCCAGCCUGGGGGUGGAGCUAGAGUGUCAGGCCGUGGUGAGGCCCCUCCCACACCAGGAAGUGGAGGAGGAAGAGGAGGUGCAGAGAGAGGAGGUGGAAGCCGGAGUAGCAGCAGGCAGCUGUGGACCUCCAGAUCAGGAGCAUAGGGAGAAGCAGGAGGAGCAGGUGUUAGUGUGUCCUCCUGCGGAGAGCCCUGUGUGUGAGACCUCCUCCUGUCCCAUCCCCAUCCUCCUCUCUGAGGAGGAGAACCACAGAGCUGACCCCACCUCCACCCUGGAGGAGCAGGAGGAAGAAAAGUGCCAGGUGGAAGAAAAGUGCCAGGUGGAGAGAGGACAGCAGCAGGAGGUGGCAGGACAACAGGAGGAGCCAGAGCAGGGCUCCACCAUCAUCCACCUGGACCCUCCCUGCCCUGCCCAGCCCCACCAGGAGGCACACACUGAGGAGGAGGAGGGAGGAGAGGAGGAGCAGGAGGAGAGUACCCCUAAUGGUGACAACCACUCAGUAGAGUUGUUGUGCCUCUCCCCCUCCUCCCCCCCUCCCUCUCCCUCUCCAUGCCCCAGCCAGUCUAUCAUCACCCUCUCCACCUCCCUCAAACCCAUUGUGCCUAGUUACUGGAGCCUAGAGCUGCUAAUCGCCGCGGCCUUCUGCGCCGACGUCCCUCCGUUUCCCAUGCUGGCCUCCAGCACCCUCCAGCCCCAGGCCUGCGACACCCAUCCCUGCCCCAGCCACCCCCACCACGGCAUGGAGCUGCUCAGCGAGCUGGCCGACCUGGAGCUCCAACAGCACCGACACAACACAGGAGACAGCCAAGGAGACGAAAUGUUGAUCUUUGACCUCCAGAGUCUUGCCACCCUGGCAGCAGCCCGUGCCUUGGAACUGGGUGCCCAGGAGGCUAGCGGGGCGGGCGCCGGGCGGCCCUGCCCGGCCCGCAAGACCCUCAACCUGCGCAGGAAAUGCAGCUGGACACCUCGCCACGAACCGGCGUGCCCGGCCAAGGGUGCCAUGGAGAGGAUAGAGGGUCCGGAGCUGGCCAUGCGGGUGAAGCUGGCAGAGCUCCAGAGGCGCUACAAAGAGAAACAGAGGGAGUUAGCCAAGCUACAGAGGAAGCAUGACCACCAGAAGGACGAAACGCCUCGCAGCCCUGCUCGUAGAGGACCGGGGCGGCCCAGGAAACGUAAAUCAACCCCCACCGCUGGCCCAGGCUCCUCCACUGAGACACAGAGAAAAGUCAAGUCGUUAGGGGCGGGACUUGGCCUGUCGCCCGAGGACCUGCAGGGAGGAGGGGGCGGGGACACCCAGAGGAAGAAGAAGAAGCUGUCCAAUCGGGGCUUUGAGCGGCUUGGCGCGGCAGAGAUAAAGGUGCAGGGCAGCAGCAGAAAGAGUGUCCUCCAUGGUGUCCUCAGCUCUAAGCUGGCCCGUGACGUGGCUCAUCACCACCAGCACCUCAGACAGCACAAGGCCCAGGGCGGGAUGGGGGCGGGGCCACGGGAUAAGGAGGAGGCGGCCUCUGCGUCUAGUUCCGCCCCCAAGCACCAUGGACGUCAAGGCCAAGCCACCUCCAAGGCUGAGUCCCGACGAGUCAUCAACGAGUCCGGCGGUCAGAGUGACACUGCAGCCAGUGGAGACAGCGGCGGCCAGGAGGGCUGGACGGGGACCCCGCUGAUGAUGCGUGGGGGCAGGAGGAAGGGGAUGGGGAUGGGGGGAGCUCUGGGGGUCCAGGGGUCCACACGGCUGCAGCAGCCCAGAGCCAGGAACCAGGAAGCCAUGGAGGAGGGACAGACCACCCACGCAGAGAGUGAAUCCUCCGACCAGGAAGAGGAAGAAGAGGAAGGAAGUUAUGACAGUGACGAAGGACAAGACAUCAAAGCACAACCCUCCCGAGACGUCUUAUCAUGCUCCGCUAUGAUUGGUCCAUCCCCCUCGUCUGUUGUCAAGCUGGAGGCCAAUCAGAAAGCCCGGAACAAGAGAGAGAGGCAGGAGCUUUACGGUUCCCAGAGUCUGUCCGGGGCGGAGGGAGAGGUGAAGGUGAGGAAGAGGGCCCCCUGUAGGCUUGGCAUGGUCACUGCAGCCAAGAAGCACCCAGAGUACAAGGACCUGUCAGAGGGGGUGAGGAGGGCUGGCGGACCCAGGCCCCAGGAGCCUCGCUGGGAGAGCCUAGGGACCAGGGGCAGCCUCUACCGGAGGACCAUAGGGUCAGUCACCUUCUCCACCACCAGUGAGAGGCUGAAGAGGGCCACACGCAAGAACACCAUGCUGAGAGGACCCAUUAACAAGAGGAGAAGUUGCUGGUCAGGCGGUGUCCAAUCACCUCAGAGUAACGACAACACUUGCAGGGGGAGGAGGAGCCGAAACAAACAGCCCAAGGGCCGUGCGGUGAGCCGGCUACUAGAGAGCAUGGCGGCGGACGAGGGCUUUCAGAUGGACGAGGAUGAUAGCAGCUUCUCCGAGGGGGAUGAGGACAGUAACCCGUCAUACCCUCACAACCCCAGGAGUCCACUAGCAGCCCCCAGCUGUGUCCUGACCAAACAGCUGCUGACAGAUGGACUCAGGGUGCUCAUCUCCAAGGAGGACGAACUUCUCUACGCAGCCCGGGUCCACACACUGGAGCUGCCAGACAUCUACAGCAUUGUUAUUGACGGGGAGAGAGGAAACCGCCCCAGAAUCUACUCCCUGGAGCAACUGCUGCAGGAAGCGGUCCUGGAUGUGCUUCCAGAGACAGAGUCGGUGCUCGCUGAGGGGACGAGGGUGUGUGCCUACUGGAGCGAACGCUCUCGUUGCCUAUACCCAGGCAACAUACGCAGAGGUGGUUCAGGGGAGGAGGGGAAGCAGGGAGGUGUGAUGGUGGAGUUCGAUGAUGGAGACAGGGGGAGGAUCUCCCUCCCAAACAUUCGCCUCCUCCCCCCGGGAUACCAGAUCCACUGUGCGGCGUCGUCCCCUGCCCACCUGGUGUCUAGCAGCCGGGUGGCUCGGAGGAGCUUCAGUCUGGAGAAAGCCCCCAUGAGUGAGAGACCCUCUGAGAGACAGGCCAACACAGAGCCUGUCAGGAGACGACCAGGGAGACCCAAAGGUUCAGGGAAGAAGAAGAACCUGUCAGACAGCACCAAUAAGAACGCAGCCCCUCUGCUCAGCUGGCCGGCUGUGGCCGUCCCCAGGAAGAGGGCCUCUGAAAAUCUGUUCCAGCUCAACGGGACUCCCAGGAAGGCCCUGAGGGGGACGAGGGAGGCCCACCUGUUCCCCCUGCCCCCGGUCCCUGUUUCUGCCCCGGCCAAGGGCCUGUUCAGCAGCAGCUCCUUCGAGGUUGACUCCUUCAGCAGCAUCGCUAACGGCUACUCCUCCUUCUGUAGCACCCAGCCCACCGGCAUGUCCCUGGGUUCCAGGACCGGGCAUUAUGUCCAGAGACGGAGGCCCGGCGAGGUGCCGCGGAGCAGCAGGAAGAGCGGUCAGGAGUACCUGGUCAAACUGGAUCACGAGGGGGUGACUUCACCUAAGACGAAGAACAGCAAGGCCCUGCUGCUGCUGGGCGGCGGCUCUGGGUUCGGGGCCAAAGGCGUAGGCGACCUCCCCAGGCCUGAGGCCUACUCCCACCCAGUCCUGCUGGUCAAGGACAACAGGAAGGGAGGUUCUGCCUCGAGGGCUGAGCUCCUCCUAAAGGGUGCCCCUCCUUCACAGAGGAAGGCUUCUCCCUCCCUGGCUAUGGGGGAGUACGGUGUCGGUGAGCUGGGUCUCAGCUGCCACCGGGACUGCCACAGCUCCUACUCAGACCUGGACGACGAAGAGGAGGAGGAACAGGAGGAAAGGAGGAGGAGAAGGGCGGCUGCGCUGGCCACAGCAGCCUCUGGAGGCCUGAGGACAGCGGGAAGCUUCCUCUCGCGCCUCUCCGUCUCGUCCUCUUCCUCUGGUUCCUCAAGUUCAUCCAGCUCGGGCUCCAUGUCCAGUUCCAGCCUGUGCUCCUCAGAUAAUGACUCGUCCUACAGCUCGGAGGAUGAGGAGACCUCCACGCUGCUGCUACAGAGCUGCCUGUCCUCCCACCACGGCCUGUUGCAGCCCUCCGAGCCCCCAGCUGCAGCCGGACCCCACCAGGGCCAACAGUCCUUCGUGGCCAAGGCCGUGGCCGUAUCCAACACCAAGGGAGGAGGAGGAGGGGCCGCCAAUGACCACAGUGCCAACAACAAGCUUCUCAAGAGGAAGGAGUGCGGCAGCUCGUCCCCCUCCAAACCCCCCAGAGACCUAGUGAAGAGGCAGAAGAUUAUCCCCGAUGAUGCAGGCCCAAGACCCAAGAUGAACACAUUCCUACCGGGGAGACAGAUGUGGAGGUGGUCGGGGAACCCCACUCAGAGGCGGGGGCUGAAGGGGAAGUCCAGGAAGCUGUUCUACAAGGCCAUCGUACGGGGAAGGGACACAGUGCGAGUGGGCGACUGUGCCGUGUUCCUCUCUGCCGGCCGGCCCCACCUGCCCUACGUGGGCCGCAUCGAGAACUUCUGGGAAUCGUGGAGCUCCAGCAUGGUGGUGAAGGUCAAGUGGUUCUACCACCCAGAGGAGACCAAGCUGGGCAAGAGGCACCACGACAGCAAGCACGCUCUGUAUCAGUCGUGCCACGAGGACGAGAAUGAUGUCCAGACAAUCUCCCACAAGUGCCAGGUGGUGGGCCGCGAGGAGUAUGAGCGAAUGACCCGCGGCCAGAGACCCAGCAGCAGCAUGACCAUCCAGGGCCUGUACUAUCUGGCUGGCACCUACGACCCCACCAGCGGUCAACUGCUCACUGCUGAGGGGGUGUCCAUCGUCUGCUGAGCUGAGGACAUCUUGUCCUGAGGAUACUACUGAACCACCCAUCUGAUGGGUCUGAUGGGAAAUGAAGGUGGAAGGUCCACACGGCUUUGUCUGAAGGUGCCCAUGCCUGACUCAGUCCGUAGGAGGGUUCCCAGAUGGGUCAGUCCUGGAGGAAGUGAAGGUCAAGGUGCCUGUGGCUUUGCCUGAAGGACCCCUGGCCUUACUCAGUCAGUGCUGACUACUGGGGGACGUCAGGGCCAAGGCAGGGAUGUCCCCUGUCUACACUGGAUAUCUCAACAUACAUGGCUGCUAGACUGGGGUCUAGUUAGAAGAAGGGGAGGGGGUAGCCAUUCACAGCAGUGAACCCCGUUCUGCUCCCACCCUCACUGGGUAACUUAAGACAAAGAUCUGGGUCCUGGACCUGAACAACCAGGACCCAAUAGUUCAAUGACAUCCGACUGACUUUCCAUCGGUCUAACUUAACAUCUCUUUAGUUUAGACUGAGGAUGGCAUGUUUGAGGGACAGUUUCACGCCUGAUCUUUACACCACUCACCCAUAAUAGGUCACCAAAUUAGAGCUGAACGUAGGUUUGGAUUGGACAGCUCAAGGCACCAUAAGGUCCCUCCGGACCAGGCCUGAGGUAUGGGAUGUACUCUCCAUAGUUCGUCUUCGUGAUUCCAGGGAUGUUAAAAUAUGUUGAAGAUAUCGAUGAUAACGAUGUAAAUAUUUGGAAUGAUUUUUCCAAUCAAGCCAUACACUUCAGUACCUCUUGUCUCUCUUAUGGAUCAGGUGUAUAUUGUACAGGUAAAUUAUCUGUUCUUUUUGUUGUUGUUGUUGUCUAUAUGUAUAUAACAACUAUUUUAUAUAGAAGUAUAUAUGAAAGGUAUCUUUCCAUGUUUUUUUAUUGAUGUAUUUUUCUAUGAGGGGUGAAUAUGGCACUUUGUGUUUUUCUUUGGGACGAUGAGCUGAAGAUGCACUACACAUGCCCUGCUGAGAGAAACAGACAGGCAGACAGACAGACAGACAGGCAGACAGAUAGACAGACAGACAGAGAGCCAGACAGGCA
Coregonus clupeaformis (lake whitefish) is the source of this 9771-nucleotide messenger RNA. Its product is annotated as BAH and coiled-coil domain-containing protein 1. The coding region runs from base 8 to 8725 and encodes 2905 amino acids. Gene Ontology annotation, molecular function: chromatin binding. NCBI's taxonomy places the organism in Eukaryota, Metazoa, Chordata, Actinopteri, Salmoniformes, Salmonidae. The transcript is spliced from 28 exons. The record is from RefSeq and is a predicted model, not a curated record.